Molecule: messenger RNA, 8956 nt
Organism: Microtus ochrogaster (prairie vole)
Lineage: Eukaryota; Metazoa; Chordata; Mammalia; Rodentia; Cricetidae
Gene: Phactr2
Product: phosphatase and actin regulator 2
Exons: 14
Coding region: 213-2339 (708 amino acids)
Biological process (GO): actin cytoskeleton organization
Molecular function (GO): actin binding
Source: RefSeq, a predicted model, not a curated record
CACCGGCGGGAGCGAGAGCCGGCUGUAGGCGGCUCCUUCCUGUGCAAACUUUUCUGUGUUCUUCCUCCUCCCGCGCUGCGCACCGCUGCUUGCGGCCGCCUCCCCGCCCUGCCAGCCGGCCGGGGGCUCCACGCGGGGCCGCAGCGGACAGCUCAGCCCUCUGCACCGGCCCCACCCUGCCUGAGCUCGCUCCCUCCCGGCGCCUACGGCCAAUGGCGGAAGCCGACGGGAGCCCUGAGAUAUCCCCGGACCAGCCAGCCGGCCAGGAGGAGGUAGCAGCGGUGGAUCUGGACCCCGAGCCCGAGGCUCCCGGCCCGGCCGCUCCUGCCCUGCGCUGGCUACCCGGGGACCCAAGUCCCCGCGGCCGCUCCCAGAGCGACCUGUCGUCCGCCUCGAGCAGGGGCCGCCCGCUCAGGGUCCACAUCUCCGGUUCAGUUGAUGGACUAGACAAGGCCUCCAUAGCAAACUCGGAUGCCCCCCCAACAGGUUCCCAGACACCUCCCUUCAAGAGAAAGGGGAAACUCUCGACCAUUGGGAAAAUCUUCAAGCCUUGGAAAUGGAGGAAAAAGAAGACCAGCGACAAAUUUAGAGAAACCUCAGCAGUGUUAGAGAGGAAGAUCUCCACCAGACAGAGUAGAGAGGAGCUGAUAAGAAGGGGCCUGCUUAAAGAACUGCCUGAUCAAGAUGGAGAUGUAACAGUUAACUUUGAAAAUUCAAACGGGCACAUGAUACACAUCGGAGAGGAAUCUACCCAAGAGGAGAAUGUAGGGAAACCCGAAGAAGGGGAUGGCCCUGUGAGUGAGAAAACACCACCUCGGGAGGAAAAGGCAGAAGAUAAGACAGAGAACCCUGAAAUCCACUCUGAAACACCGGCUGCUCCUGCUCUACCUCCUACAGCUCCUCCUAAGCCUAAACCUAAACCUAAACCCAAAAAAUCUCCUGUGCCUCCCAAAGGGGCCACUGCUGGGGCCAGCCACAAAGGGGAUGAAGUGCCUCCUAAUAGAAAAAAUGUCAAGGCUCCCAGUAAGCAGGCCCCAACCCCUCCACCCAAGCCAACAAGCCGAAACACUGCCCGGGAGGCUGUUGCCUCCAGAGCUGGUUCUUCUCAUCCGAAGAAAACAACUGGCUCCAAAGCAUCUGCCUCAGCAUCUGCUUCCUCCACCUCCUCUCGCCCCAAAGUGUCCAAGGAGUCAGUUGCUAGCAAAACAGGCAUACUGGGGACCACAAGGGGCAAGAAAAAGUUUGGCAAGCAGACGGCAGCGUCCCGACUGCCCUCCGACACCAGCACUGCUGAGACAUCUAGCCUUAAAGGGGAGCCCUCCGACGCUGGGCUAGAGAGUCUCAAACAGGAGGCAGCUGCUGGAGCUGAGGAGCAAGCCACAGGCAAAUCCAAGGCAACCAUCCUUCCACAUCCUGUGGCACCACUGCCCUCCCCAUCUGCCCUGCCUCUGCCACUUGAGGAUCAGGGCAUUGUUGCCUUGGACACCGCCAUGGCCCUAGUCAGUGAUGGACAUACCCUGCCCAUCUCUGCCUUAGACCCGAGUCAGCUCCUUUGGACUGAAGAGCCGACAAGCAGAACCACUCCGUAUUCAAGCGCCGACUUAACUGGCAGCAGAGAACACACACAGUGCUUUGCAACCAAAGAUGAGCUGGGAAAGGCUGGACCUCAGUUGCUGACUCCCGGGCAGGCGGGAGACUCUUCAGAAUCCUUCAGUGCCCCGGAGGGUGAGACCCCAAGAGAGUACCAAUCCAACGACUCUGACUCAGACGGACCCAUCUUGUACACCGAUGAUGAUGAGGAAGAGGAUGAUGAUGAUGACGGCAGCGGAGAAAGUGCUUUGGCAAGUAAGAUACGCCGAAGGGACACUCUUGCCAUCAAACUUGGCAAUAGACCAUCCAAGAAAGAACUGGAGGACAAAAACAUCCUGCAGCGAACAUCUGAAGAAGAAAGGCAAGAAAUAAGACAGCAGAUCGGGACCAACCUGGUCAGGAGACUCAGCCAGAGGCCAACAACUGAAGAAUUAGAGCAAAGAAACAUCUUAAGACAAAAGAAUGAAGAAGAGGAGCAAGAAGCAAAAAUGGAACUCAAACGGAGACUCAGCCGGAAGCUCAGCCUAAGACCUUCUGUGGCAGAGCUACAAGCCCGAAGGAUCCUGCGGUUUAAUGAGUAUGUAGAAGUCACGGAUUCUCCGGACUAUGACCGCCGCGCCGACAAGCCCUGGGCCAGGUUGACACCUGCCGACAAGGCAGCAAUAAGAAAAGAACUAAAUGAAUUCAAAAGCACAGAAAUGGAAGUCCAUGAGGAGAGCCGACAGUUUACAAGGUUUCAUCGUCCAUAAUGAGGUGCAGGACUGCUCAGAAAUAUAAACUGAUCAUCCCUGGCUGAAGUCCUGCUUCCUGAGACCCCGAAAUUGCACUGAGAUUUGAACGUGGAUGUUUCCGUUUCAUUGUGGUGAGGGAGGCCUGUGACUCAGCUUUCGUUGAGCAUGCUCCUCACCUGGACAGCCCAGACGAGGCCAACAAGCUGAGAGCCAGACGCAGCAAGCCUGCCUGCCCAGGAUGUGCACUGAUGGAAGGGCAGUCUGGUUCUCUCAGCUGCUUUUCCUCGGACAAUUUCAUCAAAGAAGACAAGCAGAAGACAAUCGCCAGUUCGACUACCGGAAAGCCAAAUGGUAUAGUGUGUGUGGGUUCGCAAACAAGAGACAUUGGAGUUGCUGGUGGUCACCCCAGCAGAGUGGGAGCUAAAAAGAAGGAGAACGGUUUCAUUAUGUUAAUGAAGAAAAGAAGAACGAAGAUAAGUAUAUUUUUGAAGUAGGCAUUUGGUAGCUAAGAACUUAAGAAGGGAUUUGGGAACCUACUCACCCAGUGUGGAUUCCUUAAAGACUUGAUUCCAGAACAUAUAUUCUUGUUUCGCCAAUAAGUUGGUUCUGUGUAAUACCAUAUUUUUUAUGUUGUGCCAGUGAACCCAGUUGCCAGAAACAAAUCUGUGUGUGCAUUAAGUGCGAGAAGCCUCUACCAACUCUUACCAAGCAUGCUCGCUUGCAUUGUGUUGCAUGCUUCCAGUGGCCCGCGAUCCACGUGACAUUUUCUUAGCCUGCUUUCCUAAUCAAUGAGCCCUCUCCAAGGGUAACAGAGAUAAGGUCAGAUAUAAUGUGACUCUGAGAAACCGUUGCAGGCUUUAGAAACAAAUCUCCUGAUUGUUCCCUGUCUUAAUUAUCUCACAAGUCAGGAAAGCAUUCAUUACCGAAAGAAGAUUAUAAGGACAAUCACGAUACCCUUUUGAAAAACUCAGUCCAGAGUUGCAACUUAAGCAACAUACAAGUGUGUGUUCCUUGCUCUUAAGUUCUAAAGUGGAAUAAAUAAUAAUAAAAUGUCAGGUAGUUUUGAAUGCUGCAUUAAAAAUAAAAAAGUUAGGUUGCUGCUAUUAAAAAAAAAUAUCAAGCACAUGGAUUUAGCAAAAAUACCCUAAGGCUUUCAAGGAACACAGAAAAUUGCUGGUUUAUGUAAAGGAAACUUUACCUUCUGUGCUGAUUCUGUGGAUUGCAUCUAUACAUACAGUCUUUACUCCCCAUGCCAGAGAAGCAGUGGGAUACAGUGUAAGACGGUUUCCUGAGAGCCUCUAAUCAGUAGUGUUUAUAUUGAGAAGCUUCCUCCCUUAAAUUGCCCUUCUCUGAGGUAUCAGGCCAGCACAGAACCUCAGAAGGGCUCACUUGUAAAUACUCCCCUAAAUUCCAUUGUCCCUUAACAAUUGUUUUGGGCCACCUGGAUUAAAAGCAUGCCAUAUGUGUUUUCAAAAGAGAAGGCAGAAUCUGUAUUGCGUCUGUCUUACUCUCCGAUCUGAAACGAUAUCUGUUCUGAACCGUUCCUCCUGCAGAAUGUGGAAGCCUGUAAUUUUCUAUCUCUACUGAGAAGUCAGCAUUUAAUCAGUGGAAUAAGUGUAGGGCCCACCACUCUGUGGUAUUGGGAAGAACCACUGGAAAUUUGAUGAUUUCAUUUCAAAGUAAAAGUGGUUAGCUGCAGUUGGCUUAUUAUAAGAAGCCGGGAGGAUCAUUCUGUGAGGUAGCCAGCAUUAUUGUCCCCUGAACUGUGCUUAGCUGUUUGCAUUAAUAAAAUACGGCUGCCAUUUACACUGGUCCAUUCCACUAACGGCAUAGGACAGGCUUUAAUUUUGAAAUAGUGUCUGUGUGUGCCCCAGUAUUUGUUUGUCUUGGGCUGAGGGCUUGUUCCUUUGGUUGUUUGCAGUGUGCUGCACACUCUCUAGGAGUCCCGAGCUGCCCUCCCAGCCAUUGGUUGCUUCAUAGUGUCUCAAUUUGACCAUAAAAAUUAACUUCUUUCUCGUUAAUUGCAAAGUAGUGUUCCUUUAUGAUAUUAUCAUGUCAGUGUCAUGAGAAAAAUGCCAAGGCAGAUAAUGUUUCUUUUUCUAUGCGUAUAACCUUCAAAUAUUUUACAACUCCUAAUCGCAUGUUCUCUGUACAUUGUAAAUGCAAGACUUGCACACCAGUUUGUCCUUCAAAGUGUGUGUCAUAGAAAGUUUCCGUGUGCUUGUUAAAAAGAACAAUAUUUUUCCCCAUAGUGGUCCAAAUUACAGUUUUUCCUUUCCACAAUGAUCUUCGCCCACUACAGAACACAGACUGCCUCUCAUGCUGAAGCCCCCAGUUCAAUCCCCAGUACUGCACAGAUGAAAGCCUGUUUUCCUGACAUGAUCUGUCACAUCUAUGAACUACAAAUACCUUUCAUCCAUACUGACUCAUACAUUUACAGAAAAAAUUUUCAAGUUAGAGAGAAGUUUAAAAAGCUAAAAAUUAACUAUCAGUAGUCUAAUAUUUAAGUAAUUAGAACAACCUGUUAGUUCAUUGCAACAAUCUAUUCAUUUUUUAAAAGCCAUGGAAACAAUUAAAAUAUCAUGAGCCAAGCUGUAGUGCUCAGAAUAAGUUUCUAUUUUCAUGGUUAAUUUUUAAAGACAGAAAAAUGUAAAGGCUGCAUAACCUCACUAGCGGCCCAUCCAGGCAUCCCCACAGAAGGCAAAGCAGCCAUGUCUCUCUCUCCCUGCAAUUAUGCCUCUGCCCUCCGCCAGCGUUUCUGCAGCCCAGCCAGCCUGCCACUGUUCCCGAAGACAAUAAAUGUGUGCAGAAAUCGCAGUUAUUUCUUGGUGCGGUUGUAAUAUGGUUCCAGUUUUUCACUAGAGCCUGGAGAUGGAGAAACGGAGGAAGUUUUCCUGACUCCUGAGAUAGAAUGAAGAAAGAAAAUUAGCCCAUCUCAUGGAAGGUCCCAGGCAAGAAAGAACUGGACCAAAUAUAAAAUACAAAGUGGCCAUUUCUAUCUUGGCUUUUAACGGAGGAGAGAAACCCUGUUGGUCUGAAGGUAAUGAGAAAACACUAAGUCCCCUUCAUUCUGCAGCCUCACAGUUAUUACCAACCAAGGUGAUAAAAAAAAAAAAACAGUCCCUUAGUCGGCAUUCAUCUGGGGCAUCUUGGCUGGAGAUUUUGUACCCAUGUGAAAUGCCUUGUGGUUUUGUGUUAGCUCUCCUUUACCUUUAUGUUUUUUUCCUUCAAUCAUUUAGCUAAAGUCUGCAAUAUUCAGAGAACCAUCCUGGGUAUUUGAACAGCCAUUAAUUAAAAAGGGAAAAGCAAACAGACCGGGUUCUCUGAUUUACCCAGAAAAGCUGCCUUUUUUCGUUUCUUCUUCCCAUCCUUAUUUGCAAAAUGAAGGCAGUCAGUUACUUAUCUGUCUCUGGUGUCAGGAGGAAAUUCUGAAAUUUAAUUGAAAAUAGACUUAAGGAAAUAGAAGACUCUAAUUGCUCCUCAAAAGUCACCAAAUAUUGAAAACGAGUUGUGAGCCUUUAGAACCUCUGUUCGAUUUGUAUCCUAUGAUUGAUUCAGUGACGUGCUGGUGUUUUAAAACAAAAAAUACAGUAGUUUGUCCCUGGGAGAGAAAGAAAUGUGGGUUAGCACAUCCACCCCAUGGCAUCACAGGACAGACAAGCCUGUCAAAGACCAAGCCGUAGGCACAGUAGAAAGAGGCCAGUCUGCCACAUAGCAGUAUGUCUGCAUUUGAACAGAACAGUAUUUUCUUUUUCUUCAUCCCCUGCUCAGGCAGUCCAUCCUGUGUUAUCUGCGAGUGGUCCUAGCAGCCUAAUUUAGAGUAGGAAACUUUCUUUAGCGGUGAGACAGACUUAAGCAAAUCGGAGAUACAUGAACUCAACGUCAUUUUCAUCAGUGUAGUGAAUUUGUUUAUGCAUUCCUAAAUCCUCACUUUAUUCGCUUAUCAUUACCAGUACAAGAAGCUGUGGUUGGGUAUCAUCACUCCUUCCCCCGCAUCCGCAGAGUAUACAGAUUGUCCCUUCACCCCUUAAAAUGAUGAAUUCUUUGUUAGGACUUGCUGUCUACUUACUGGUGAUAUGUUUCCUUUAACAAAGCAGAAUGAACCUUUCGAAGAUAUGGGCCGGAGAGGACAACAGUGGGAAAAAUAAGCAAUGGUCAGAUUAAUGGGAACAGCUUCCUGAGAGAAAGCGCAUGCCUAGGCAACUGGAACCCAAGUUCCAAAGAGGGACUCUAGGUUCCACUACAGAGGCAAGCAACGACCAAAGGGUGGCAGAGGAGAGGACGGCAGAAAAGCCCAAACCACUCUCCUUUUUGCCUUCAGUUUACCUUUUCUAAUUGCUAAGCUUAAACACGGUUUCAAAGCUUGAACCACUAUUAGCAUUUCUAAAAGGCAACUGUAAUAGAGACCAACUAUUUUUUUUUUUGCUAUGAUGAUAUUUUGUUUUCUGUUUUGUUUGUUUGAUUUCCUUUUUGUGGACAGCUUCAUCCCAAAUGAACAAAUCUUAUUUUUACAUAUUGUAAGGAUUUUGGCAAAGAGAUGGAGAGUCGUGUAGCUGCUAUUCCUACAUAAUGCCAAUUUUCAGCCGCGUUGGGUUUUAACGCAGGAAAACGCCAUUGAGCUUGUUGCUCCUCUGCAGCAGCUGUGCAUGAACAAAGAACUGUUGAUAGAUGGUCCCCAGUGGGGGUGCUGCUGGCAUUUGGAUCUGGGCAAUUCUUUGUCGUGCUGAAAUGUACCACAUGUUGCAAGAUGUUCGGUAUCCCAGGCUCCUAGCUACUCAACACCAGGAUUGUUCCCUGACACUGUAAAAAAAACAAAACAAAAAAUAAAAACAAAAUAAAAAGCCUUCCCCGUAUCUAUACACCUGCACAGAAGCUUGCACCCCCGCACCUGAAUACCACUGUCUACUAAGGACACACAGAGGAAAGUGCCUGUCCCCGAAUAUCAUCUCCACUGCCUUGCAUGUCUCUUAUCCACUUCAAGCUUUCUGCUUAGAUGCAGCUUAAAUUACUCUGUUCUCUAGGAGAGAGGGUUGCCAGGCAGCGUUGUCCAUUACAGUGGGCAGAGUGACCUGACCUGAUGCUUGUACGUACUUCGGGGCGGGGGGGGGGUUUAAUACGUGAAGCAAACUUUUGUUCAUCGCUUCAGAACUAGACUGCUGGCCACAGCAACACAGUAGUGGCUCUGAACAAAACAGAUGGCCUUUGGAAGUCAGAAUUAGCUUCUACCUGGUAACACCACGGACCGGUUCGCCUCUCUUCCUAUAGACAACACAGUUAAUUCACAUGGAAGUUUGGAUUCCCUCGUGUAAACAAGCCCAUAUGGUUCGGCUUCUCUAAUAAGAGGUGCAAAUGGGACAUGGUGGCAGAAAUGUGGGUUAACUGGAUCGCAUGCAUAUUCCUCACGCCACAGAGCCGAGGCUACGCAGAGUAAAGCGAGUUCUCCCCUGGGUGCUGCGCGAUCAACCUGUGCUAACCAUACGGAAGCAUACUCUUUAUGCCACUGAAAUUUAAUAGUCAAUAUGUCUUGGAAAAUAUUUAGAUGAAUUGCAGCUAGCUGCAAGGAUGGAAUUAAUUCCUCCCACUCUAACCUUUUUAAUAUUAAAAUCUAAAGACACUUUGUCUUGAAAGCAGAGCAGCUCAGAGUCAAUAAAGGUGGUUAUAGCGUAAACCUAUAGAUGGUGCCUAAAAAUUCUUAUCUUUCUUAAUAACAGUAUUUUUUAAGAAGAGAAUAAAUUGAAGGAGUACAUGAGGCAGUACGCCACUCCACCCUCAGGUCAAUUUUGAGGUUUAUUAAAAUGCCAAUAAUAUUUGUGCCACUUGCCAGCUCUGGGGUGGGGGGGAGCUUUUCCCUUUAUGGAUGCUUUUGAUUUGAUUUUUGACUGUAUCAUUACGUUGUGUAGAGAGCAUCCGCCAUGAGAAAUUGCCACUGCAGUGCUAACUAGCAUUUGGAAGGAAUUAGCAGGAGUUGAGGGUCAAACCACUUUCAUCACGUACGCUAUAGGCACUUAAUCCCUUAGUAUUUCUUCUGUGACUUAGACAUGUGCCGGUGUAGUUAAAGCGUCCUGCACAAAAUUGACCCGUGAAAUACCUGCUGAAAAUUCUCUUUCUCUUUUUCCCCCUAAGUAACAGUGGUUUUUCCAUAACGGACUGUCUGUGUUCUUGUGUCAUUUCAAGCUUUGGUUAACGUGAUCGUGACAGUAAACUGUGAUCAUUUUGAGACUAGCUGGGUCAGUCUCCCGUGUGUGACCCAAUCUUUUGCACAGGUGUGCUUUCUGUAGGUGUUAAUAACUGGAACUGUACCUGAACAAACACGACAGUUUCUCCUUUCGGUUGUUCUUAAUCCGUACUAUAUUAUAGUAUGUGAAUCUGACAGCUGCAAGUAUACACACCGAAACAUAUGUAUUCCACGAUUGUAACCUGAAAGACCAUGUAUUAUCUUUUGUAUUCCAUAUUGGUGUUUGUGUUAUUUAAAGUGGAAAAUUAUACUCUAUCUAGUAGUAUAAUAUAAUAGAAUAUUUUGCUGUGCACAGUUCCAAGUGCCUUAGAACAUUGUUUAGCUUUCCUAAGUAUAUGUAUAUGCAUAUAUGUGUGUAUAAGUUUGGAAGUGUUACCUCAAUAAAAUCAUUGGGAAAUCC